UUGCUGUUGGCUUUUUGUAGCACUAGCAGUGACAGGGUUAAAAUUGUAGGACAGUCACUUUUAAAAGCUGAGUCGUCUAAGACUGGCAGUUUAUCUUCAUUCCCAGAGAACAGGCACAGGAACAUCCUUCUCAGAGCAGGCACGCUCAGAGACAGAAAAAAAGCACAAAGAACAAGAAACACACUAAGAGAGAAACUGAACGUUGGCUUUCUUUGGCCUGCUUCAGAUGGACCCAAACGCACUAGCCAAGAUGAGGAGAAAGGUGACUCCUCUGAACAAGCAGCAGUCUACGCCUGUUCUAGGCAAGGACAUGCCUCGGCAAUUCCAGAAGAUCUCCUUCAGUGAGGUGGAUGAGCAGGUGAAGCGGCUAGCUGAAAAAGUGUAUGCAUCAGCAAUAAAAGAAGAGAACACCAAAGGUGUCCUGUCUAUGUUUACCGUGCCUGAGGACUGCCCCAUUGGCCUCCAUCAGGCUAAGGAGCGAGAGCUGCUCAAAGAGCUGGCUGAGGAACAUUCUGAAGAGAGCGUCAAAAGGAAGAAGAGUUUUAAGCUGAUCCGCUCCCAGUCUAUAUCUCUUCAGCUCCCCGGGGCCUCUGAGUGGGCCAUGUCUGUGAUUGGUCCUCUCCUCACCCCGGAUACUUUUGCAGCUCCCGUCCCAAGCAAUGUCCCGGAGUUCCAGAGAGUCACCAUCAGUGGAGACUACUGUGCAGGGGUCACAGUUGAAGACUAUGAGCAAGCAUCAAAAAGCCUGUUGAAAGCAUUACUUAUCAGGGAAAAAUAUGCCCGUUUGGCAUACCACCAUUUUCCCAGAACCACUGCCAAGUUUCUAAGGAGUGCCAAUAAUGACACAUGGAGUGAAGAAGAAGACAUUCUUCCAGAUAGCACUCCCUGCCUAAGUGAGGGUGAGGACCCAUACAGUAUGGAGGACAUCCCUCAGAACCUGAACUACAUCCUGAAGAUGAAAGAUGGCAUCAUAUAUGUGUAUGAUGAUGCAGAAGCUUUGAGUAAAGACAAGCCACACAAUUUACCAUACCCUGACAUGGAGACCUUCACUAUUGACAUGACUCAUGUCCUUGCCAUGAUUGCUGAUGGACCAACGAAGACCUACUGUCACAGAAGGCUUAACUUCCUUAUGUCCAAAUUCUACUUGCAUGAGAUGUUAAAUGAGAUGGCAGAGCUGAAGGAACUAAAGAGUGUUCCACAUAGAGACUUCUACAAUGUCAGGAAGGUAGACACUCACAUCCAUGCAGCAGCCUGCAUGAACCAAAAGCACCUGCUCAAGUUCAUCCAGGACACAUGUAAAACAGAGACAGAUCGAGUGGUGAUGGAAAAGGGUGGGAAAAAGAUCACCCUAAAGCAGGUGUUUGAAAAUCUCCACAUGGACCCUUACGAUCUCACGGUGGAUUCGCUGGAUGUACAUGCUGGCAGGCAAACGUUCCAUCGUUUUGACAAGUUUAAUUCCAAAUACAACCCAGUAGGUGCAAGUGAGCUUCGUGAGAUUUACCUAAAAACCGACAACUGCAUUAAUGGAGAAUAUUUCGCACGUCUUAUUAAGGAGGUGGCACAUGGUCUGGAAGAAAGUAAGUAUCAGUAUGCAGAGCCCCGCCUCUCCAUCUAUGGCCGCUCUGCCAGUGAAUGGGAGAACCUAGCAAAAUGGUUCAUCCAGCAUAAGUUGUACUCGCCCAACCUAAGAUGGAUGAUCCAGGUGCCAAGGAUAUAUGACAUUUUCAGAUCCAAGAAGAUAGUUCCAAACUUUGCCAAGAUGCUUGAGAACAUCUUCCUUCCUCUAUUUGAGGCUACUGUUAACCCUCAGAAGCACAAGGAAAUUCAUGUUUUCCUGAAAUAUGUGACAGGCUUUGACAGUGUAGAUGAUGAGUCCAAACAUAGUGAUCACAUGUUCUCCUAUAAGAGCCCUAAACCAGAGGAAUGGACCAUGGAAGAAAACCCUCCUUACAGUUACUACCUCUUCCACAUGUAUUCCAACAUCAUGGUGCUGAACAACCUGCGAAAGGAACGUGGCCUCUGUACCUUUCAGUUCCGUCCUCACUGUGGAGAAGCAGGCUCCAUCACUCACCUGGUGUCAGCCUUCCUCACUGCAGAUAACAUCUCUCACGGCCUCAACCUGAAGAAGAGUCCUGUGCUGCAGUACCUUUACUACCUUGCGCAGAUACCCAUUGCCAUGUCUCCUCUGAGCAACAACAGCCUGUUCCUGGAGUACUCUAAGAACCCACUAAGAGAGUUCCUCCAUAAGGGCCUGUGUGUCUCACUGUCCACUGAUGACCCCAUGCAGUUCCAUUACACCAAAGAGGCGCUGAUGGAGGAGUAUGCUAUCGCAGCACAGCUGUGGAAGCUCAGUACGUGCGAUGUCUGCGAGAUUGCUAGAAACAGUGUCCUACAAAGUGGUAUCUCACAUCAGGAAAAGAAACAUUUCUUAGGUGAAAACUACCUACAGGAUGGACCAGAAGGGAAUGACAUCCGCCGUACCAACGUGGCCCAGAUCCGCAUGGCCUACAGGCACGAGACCAUGUGCAAUGAGCUCAGCUUCCUAGUGGAUGCAGUUAAGACUGAGAGCAUGACUGGACAUUCUUAGUGUGAAUAUACUGGAAUUUACAGUACACAUAGAGGCCAAACUAGAAAACCAUGAAGCAUGGUGUUAAGAGCUCAUUAAAAAUGCAGCAAUAAAAUGGGAUUCCUGCAUACAGGAAUUUGUAUGCUGCUUGUGACUGCACUUAGCCACACACUCAUGGCCAAAGUGCCUUAUGGAAGACUGAGUUCUCAGCCUAAUUCAUUCAGGAAUGGAAUAUUUACAGUAAAGAAAUGUAUACAACACACAUGCAUGGUUUCCAAAAACAGGGUGACUCAAGGGGUUGGUUUCUCUUUAAUUAUAUUCUCUCGCGCUUCUUAAGUAACAUUAAAACUUUUAAUGAACAGCACUUCUUGUAUGGUUUGCAUACGCACAAUACAUACCAUGCUUCAACUUGAGUCACAGAAUACUGUGUUAAACUUGUAAAACUGUAUUUGGGUGGUUACAAAGUCUUGUGUCAAAAUUGGGACAACGCUUUGUCUCUUUUAUUCUGCGCUAUGAAGUCUUUCCACCACAUGAGAAGCAUAGCAUUUGCAAAAUAUUGUGACUAGCAGAGUUGCAGGACCAGGGCGCAUAUCUGUCUUCUUUUCUUUUUUUGCUUGCAUGUAAUGUGUGUACACUUCUAUUUUCAUCCACUGCUAGCUAUAGGGAUCUGAAAACUGCUAGCAGAAAACUUUUUUUUUUUCCUUUUUCCGAGAAUAAAGUGUCAUACUUGUCUGAAAGUGUGUUCUAGUCUUUAUAGGACAAUUUACACAGCAUGUCACAUAUUUUAAUAAACAUUUCUUUACAAAUACA
Molecule: messenger RNA, 3376 nt
Organism: Pangasianodon hypophthalmus (striped catfish)
Lineage: Eukaryota; Metazoa; Chordata; Actinopteri; Siluriformes; Pangasiidae
Gene: ampd3b
Product: adenosine monophosphate deaminase 3b
Exons: 17
Coding region: 227-2587 (786 amino acids)
Biological process (GO): IMP salvage; AMP metabolic process
Cellular component (GO): cytosol
Molecular function (GO): AMP deaminase activity
Source: RefSeq, a predicted model, not a curated record